CAUUGCCGACAAGCAUUCUGCGCACCCCGGCAUUCAACUUUGCAGUUAUUUUGCGGCUUUUGCUGGAAGCAGUCACCAUGUCAACUACUAAUUUGCCAGAUCCGGAUGUGUGUCUGAAGGGCACGGAGACCGAUUCGGAAUGGAUUCCCUGCCAGCGCUCAGUGUUAAGCCAGCACAGUCCGUUUUUUGCCGCCAUGUUCGCAUCGGAAAUGAAGGAGUCCCGCGAGGAAUUCUUUCAACUGCACGAUAUCCCGCACAACGUCUUAAUGCAACUAAUCAGUUACAUGUAUUUGCGGGAGAUAUCCGUUGACAAGGACAACGCGCUGCCUCUGCUGCAAGCGUCGCACAUGCUGGAUAUGCCGCGCAUUGUGAGGAAGUGCACGGAGUGUCUGGAAUGGAGCGUCGAUCUGACGAACUGCUGGAGCAUUGCACAAUGGGCGGAAAUGUUGUCUUGUCACGAAUUGGCAAAAAAAGUUAGAAACAUCCUCUGCGGCAAUUUCCUCGCAAUGUUCCGGUGUGAGGCCUUUCUGGAACUGGACAAAAACAUGGUGAAGGAGUUACUUGGCUCGGACGAUCUGGAUGUGGACAGCGAGGACCGAGUGGGCGAGGCACUGUACGACUGGUUGGAUGGCAGCGUUAAGGAACGGAUGUCCGCCGCACUGGACAUGCUGGGCCUGCUGCGCGUAGCGCACCUUUCCACGGCCUUCCUCAGAUUUCUGCAGAAAAGCCCAACGGCACGACCACUCUAUCUGGCCAUGCGGUAUUUGACACCCGAACAGCGCCGAUGCCGGCCCCGCAAAUCUUACAAACCGGUAGCGGUUUACAUUACCGCUCCUAAUCCAGUGUAUCCUGACCUGUCGUCAAAAAGGAUUUACGGUACCGACUGCUGCGGUUCGCCCACGAUCUGCCAGGGCUGCUGCUAUCCGAGAUGGGGAAAUUCUUGUAGGCCACUUUCGUCGUGUCCGGCAUUGCGGAGCGACCUAAACCCGUCCGUCAUCGUGACCCCCGGCAAUCGCGUGGCUGUGCGCGUCUGCCACCGCCUCCACGUUUACGAGCCGGGCCAGCGCCAAUGGACUGCGCUGCCCGACCAAGGCCUGAGCGGUUGUACCGCUGAGUUCCAUCACUGCUUCCAGUACGCAGCGUUCUUAAACGGGAGAUACUGUAUGCUGACAUACGCUGCCAUUACCUACCAUCUGCAGUUCGAAUGCUAUGACGAAGCGUUCGGUUGCUGGCAACGUACAUCGGUUACUUUCUUGCAAGAGACGAACAUUCAGAUGCGCAGUAUGGCACUGGUCAUCUGUCAGGACAGACUGUACGCGUUCGGUGGUUGGAAGUCCGCCAGAAGGGAAGAACUGAUGCCGAUGGACAGCGCGUUCUGUUACGAUCCCAUGGGCAACGCCUGGAGCGAAUUGGCUCCGAUGCCAACGGCCCGCUAUCAUUCCUCAGCUUGAGUCGGCACGAAUGGGUUGAUUUACGUCAUCCGUAAGUGGGGCAAAUAUGUGGUAUUCGCAAUUGCCAUAGCAGUAUAAGCCGGCUUCCGAAACCGGGGGGAUGUGAAAGCCGCGCUGAUCUCACCGAGAUACACUGCAAUGAAAUCCUCGCAUUGCCGUGCGUGGAGGCCUACGAUCUGGCGCAGAACUGUUGGUAUACGAAAAGUCCCAUGAUGCACAAGCGAGCUUACCCGCGCUUAGCUGCUAUUGGAGGAAAAGUAUACGCUGCUGGCGGAUUGGUAAAUGGGUUUAAAUCAGGUUCUAAUAACUGGACUGACAUUGUGGAGUGUUACGACGAAGCGACGGACAAGUGGAGCGUGCUGCACGACGCAACGCCCAUCCAAGAACACUACGCCUUGGCCGUGGUGCCGCAGUAUUUGCUCAAGCGAUGGGAUGAUAACGAAGACGAAAAGGGCAACGAGCACGCCUUUAGAAAGCUUUUCUACGCUAAAUUUUCCUAGCGACGAGUACGUGCUUUCUGCUGGGUGGAACAUAUUGUUCAUUGAUUGUUGACCUCAUAACUACUCUUGGCGUUGCCAACCUGCCUCUGUUUCUGUCUCGAGAAUGUUCGUGGAAGAAACCCAGGACAUGCAUCAAUUCGUGCUGGACAUCGCCGUGCUGCUUCAGGCAAGCGGGGGAAUAAAUUACAGCUUGUUUCCCUCCGAUGCGACCGAUAUUCGACAUGCAUCUGCCGUAACACCGAUUGGUAAGCAUCGCACGUAUUCUUAAACCGGCGAAAAUAAGUUACUGACUGCAGUCCUUUCUGGAAGCUGAUGUAAUCCUCUUCACCGGCGCGCUCUACAAAGUUGACGCAGUUCCCGGAAAGAAGACUAAUUAAGCGCAUUGACUCCAGAAUGAUUUGCAUUUCUUUUGGCGCUGCAAACGGUUUAGGCUGACUUCCUUGUGUCAAUAUAUUCCAUUAGCUUUUGUUAUUUUUUUUUAAAACAGCUCUCAAUGAACAGCGGUCUCGUACUCAUUAACGCGUUCUGCUUUUUGGAGAACUCAUAAGGAACUGUGUUGUUGGGCCAGAAAGAGCUGGCGUCGUUGACGACGUUUGCUGCUCCGUGCUCAAGCUGCAAAGUUCGUUUAAGCACUACAGUACUCUAAUGAUUUUCAAGGAAACUGUUACCGGUACAUAAUUCUGCAAUCUUUAAGUGCGUUAGCGAGCACAAAGAACUAUCUUGCUUAC
Paramacrobiotus metropolitanus is the source of this 2679-nucleotide messenger RNA. Its product is annotated as kelch-like protein 38. The record is from RefSeq and is a predicted model, not a curated record. The coding region runs from base 78 to 1451 and encodes 457 amino acids. Gene Ontology annotation, molecular function: protein binding. Lineage: Eukaryota; Metazoa; Tardigrada; Eutardigrada; Parachela; Macrobiotidae. The transcript is spliced from 6 exons.